AUGUCUGUUCAUAACCUAUCUAUCUAUCUAUCUAUCUAUCUAUCUAUCUAUCUAUCUAUCUAUCUAUCUAUUUUAUUCAUAUCUAUUUACCUCUCUCAUCCUGUUCAUAAUCUAUCUAUUUGUCUAUCCCAUUUUGUUCAUAUUUUUUUUACCUAUCUCAUUCUCUUCAAAUUAGAUUACAAUCUACUUAUCGAUCUAUCUAUCUCAGUUUGUACAUUAUCUAUCUAUCUAUCUAUCUAUCUAUCUAUCUAUCUAUCUAUCUAUCUGAUUCUGUUCAUUAUCUAUCUAUCUGAUUCUGUUCAUUAUCUAUCUAUCUAUCUAUCUAUCUAUCUAUCUAUCUCAUUUUGUUCAUUAUCUCUCCCUUUCUCUCUCUCCCUAUUAUCGUGUAAUACUCUUCUGUUUUACUUUCUGUUUAAUAUACGAUAUAUCUGCAACACUUGUUUUGUUAUUUCUUUAACCAUUUACUUGCUCACAACACUUAUUCUAUUCCCUAUCUAUCUAUCUAUCUAUCUAUCUAUCUAUCUUAUUCUAUUCAUUAUCUAUCUAUCUAUUUUCUAG
This is a messenger RNA of Acanthosepion pharaonis, 558 nucleotides long. The record is from the annotation of a GenBank genome assembly. NCBI's taxonomy places the organism in Eukaryota, Metazoa, Mollusca, Cephalopoda, Sepiida, Sepiidae.